Passer montanus (Eurasian tree sparrow) is the source of this 1488-nucleotide messenger RNA. RefSeq names its product nudix hydrolase 7 (gene NUDT7). Bases 80 to 532 code for a protein of 150 amino acids. The record is from RefSeq and is a predicted model, not a curated record. The transcript has 2 exons. Gene Ontology annotation, molecular function: magnesium ion binding; coenzyme A diphosphatase activity; manganese ion binding. Gene Ontology annotation, biological process: nucleoside diphosphate metabolic process; coenzyme A catabolic process. Lineage: Eukaryota; Metazoa; Chordata; Aves; Passeriformes; Passeridae.
CCAGAGGGGGACAGGGAACAGGAAAGGGAGCGAUGCAGCCGGCCGGUGUCGCUGUGCCGCUGCCGGGCCGGGCCGGGCGAUGGCGGCGGAGCGGGAGCGGCCGGGCCCCGUUCCCGGGCCCUGCUCAGGGCCCGCGGGGGAUGAGCGGGCCGCGGCCGGACGGUGCCGGUGCUCCGCUCUGCCCGCUCCGGGGCACGGCGCCCUGGAGAAGGCCCGGCGCCGCCUGAGGGAGUUCGAUGUCGGGGACAGGUUCUGCCGCUUGCCGCUGCCCCGAGCCGCCGUGCUGCUGCCGCUCACGGUGCGAGCGGGGCGGCUGCACCUGCUGCUCACCGUCCGCUCCCUGCAGCUGAGAAGAUCACCAGGGGAAGUGUGUUUUCCAGGAGGUAAAAGGGAAGCCACUGAUAAAGAUGACAUUGACACUGCUCUCCGAGAAGCUAAAGAAGAAGUGGGUCUUCAGCCAGAGAAGGUGGAAGUCAUCUGUAGGCUGAUGCCUGGAAUUGAUAAAGUAAGUCAGCAUGUCAGCACAGAAUAAGUUUGGGUGGUUUUCACUUGUGAGGCUGGCAGUGACCUUUUCCAACCUGGAGCUGCCAGGAGGCGCCGCUUCUUCACGUGCACAGCCCGUGUGUCCAGCAGAGCCCAGGGAAAGGGUUCUUGCUCAGAGUUUGGUAUUUGUGAGACCAGCUCUGGGGCACCAGUCAGUGCCUCUGGAGUACCACACUGACAGCGCUGCCCUGGCGAGAGCUCAGCAGAGAGCCACGAGUGCAGUCGUGGGGCUACAGCGAGUGGGUGAUGAGCAGACAGGCUGAGAGAGGUGGGCUUGCUCAGCUUGAAGGCUGCCAGGGGAUUUGGCUGCUUUCUUCUCCUGGCGAGUCAGAGCAUGAUACCAGAACUCUUCUUGAGGCAGUGAACACAGCAGCAGCAUGGACGUUUUGAUGAGAUACAAGAAAAAUUCCUCUUCACCAUGAGGUCAGCCCAAAAGUGGAGCAGAUGUUCCUGGCAGGCUGUAUAAUCUCCAUCCCUGGAGCUGUGCAGAGCUCACUCACCCAGGCUGCUGUAGCCUCACAGGUGUCUCCUGCGGUGUCUGCUGGCUCCAGGGCUGUGCACACAGAGAGGGAGCACCAGAGGGGAUGUGCACCAGGAUGGUGUGCAUCAUCUUCCUCCAGCAGGGAGACUCCCAGAGGUGUCUUUGGAGUGUAGGUCACCAUUUGUAAAUUAACAGCUUCUCAGUUUCAAUAGCAGUGUCAGUAUUACAUAGGAUCAGUUUUCCCACAGAACAGAGGAAUUGCUGUUUCUGAAGGCUAUUUUUGUUCACCAGGUAAAACUCUAUUACUAUGCCUCCUGUUCUUUUAUCUGUCAGCAGUACCCUCUCCCCAUUAAAAAAUAAAUACCUACUUUUGAAAUUGUAUUGAAAACAGCUUUAUUUAACAACUUAAAUUAUAAUUUCUCUACAGAUGACCUUAGAACCACACAGUUCAGAGGCAGUGUGUA